Messenger RNA from Ostrea edulis (European flat oyster), 4721 nucleotides. Its product is annotated as nucleolar protein dao-5-like. The coding region runs from base 33 to 3398 and encodes 1121 amino acids. The record is from RefSeq and is a predicted model, not a curated record. NCBI's taxonomy places the organism in Eukaryota, Metazoa, Mollusca, Bivalvia, Ostreida, Ostreidae. The transcript has 7 exons.
CCAAAUUUCACCGUCCUUUACACGCUUUAAAAAUGGCAUCUGGUGGUGAAAGCAAUUCCAAGGCUCUAUUUCCCAUAGUUUAUGACUUUCUAAAAGAAUAUUGUCAAGACGUGGCAGAGUCCUUCAAACGGAAGUUAAAAACGAAACCUGCACCGAAAGGCUCACCAAAACUUCAACAGAUAUAUGGACAGUGGUCUGUUGAAAAAUUGGGUGACAAGAGGAAACUGAACACAUCUAAUGGAAGUCCAGCAUUAAAGAGAUCUAAACAAAACUCUUCCUCAGAUGACUCCUCCAGUGACUCUGAGGAUGAAACCCCUAAACCAUCUCAAAAGAGAGAACGAGAGAAAGGCUUGUCAGAUUCAGAUGCUAAGCCAGGAAAAAGGAAGAAGUUAACCCCUCAGGCAAAGAAGAUAGGGGCUCAACAAGCAAAGAAAGCUUCUAAAACAGAGAGUGGGACAUCCGAUUCGGAUUCAGACUCGGAAAGCUCAGAUGCUGAAAAGGAAAAGCCAAAAGCAAAGAAAACGGCUCUAAAGAAAGCAAAGAAUGAAAAGAAAUCAAAUGAUAGUAACACAUCUUACAAUGCUGUACCACCGCCAUCUGCGUUAAACAAAAGUAAAGAUGCCGUUCGGAAGGGGUUAAAACCAGGUAAAAAAGAAAAUGUUCCUGCAAAGAAAGCAGCUGUCAGCUCAAGCAGUGACUCAUCUGAUUCUUCAGAUGAGGAGGAAGGAAAGAAGGUCACACCCAAAACUACACCAGGUAAGAAAACUCCUGUGAAGAAAGUGGAGAGCUCUAGCAGUGAUUCUUCCAGUUCAUCGGAUGAAGAGCCUAAGAAGAAAAAAACUAAAGUAGCUCCCUCUUCCAAGUCCACUCCAUCUAAAAAACAGAAAGAAAGCUCCAGUUCCGACUCGUCAGAUUCUUCUGAUGAUGAACCAAAAUCAAAAGCAGUCACUCCACAGCCUCUCAAAACAACUGUAAAACCAAGUGGAAAGUCAACUCCAGCACAGAAAAAGAAGGCAGAAAGUUCUAGUAGCGAUUCAUCUGAUUCAUCGGAUGAGGAACCUGCAAAGAAAUCUGCAACUCCUAAGACAACGGCAAAAUCAACUCCAGCCAAAACAACUCCAGCGCAGAAAAAGAAGGCUGAGAGCUCUAGUAGCGAUUCAUCUGAUGAGGAACCUGCAAAGAAAACUGCAACUCCUAAGACAACGGCAAAAUCAACUCCAGCCAAAACAACUCCAGCGCAGAAAAAGAAGGCUGAGAGCUCUAGUAGUGAUUCAUCUGAUUCUUCUGAUGAGGAACCAGUGAAGAAAUCUGCAACUCCUAAGACAACAGCAAAAUCAACUCCAGCCAAAACAACUCCAGCGAAGAAAAAGAAGGCAGAAAUUUCUAGUAGCGAUUCAUCGGAUUCAUCGGAUGAGGAACCUGCAAAGAAAGCCACAACUCCUAAGACAACGGCAAAAUCAACUCCAGCCAAAACAACUCCAGCGCAGAAAAAGAAGGCUGAGAGCUCUAGUAGUGAUUCAUCUGAUUCUUCUGAUGAGGAACCAGUGAAGAAAUCUACAACUCCUAAGACAACAGCAAAAUCAACUCCAGCCAAAACAACUCCAGCGAAGAAAAAGAAGGCUGAGAGCUCUAGUAGUGAUUCUUCUGAUGAGGAACCAGUGAAGAAAACUGCAACUCCUAAGACAACGGCAAAAUCAACUCCAGCCAAAACAACUCCAGCGCAGAAAAAGAAGGCUGAGAGCUCUAGUAGUGAUUCAUCUGAUUCUUCUGAUGAGGAACCAGUGAAGAAAACUGCAACUCCUAAGACAACGGCAAAAUCAACUCCAGCCAAAACAACUCCAGCGCAGAAAAAGAAGGCUGAGAGCUCUAGUAGUGAUUCAUCUGAUUCUUCUGAUGAGGAACCAGUGAAGAAAACUGCAACUCCUAAGACAACGGCAAAAUCAACUCCAGCCAAAACAACUCCAGCGCAGAAAAAGAAGGCUGAGAGCUCUAGUAGCGAUUCAUCUGAUUCUUCUGAUGAGGAACCAGUGAAGAAAUCUGCAACUCCUAAGACAACAGCAAAAUCAACUCCAGCCAAAACAACUCCAGCGAAGAAAAAGAAGGCAGAAAGUUCUAGUAGCGAUUCAUCUGAUUCAUCGGAUGAGGAACCUGCAAAGAAAGCCGCAACUCCUAAGACAACGGCAAAAUCAACUCCAGCCAAAACAACUCCAGCGCAGAAAAAGAAGGCUGAGAGCUCUAGUAGUGAUUCAUCUGAUUCUUCUGAUGAGGAACCAGUGAAGAAAUCUACAACUCCUAAGGCAACAGCAAAAUCAACUCCAGCGAAGAAAAAGAAGGCAGAAAGUUCUAGUAGCGAUUCAUCGGAUUCAUCGGAUGAGGAACCUGCAAAGAAAGCCACAACUCCUAAGACAACGGCAAAAUCAACUCCAGCCAAAACAACUCCAGCGCAGAAAAAGAAGGCUGAGAGCUCUAGUAGUGAUUCAUCUGAUUCUUCUGAUGAGGAACCAGUGAAGAAAGCUGCAACUCCUAAGACAACGGCAAAAUCAACUCCAGCCAAAACAACUCCAGCGCAGAAAAAGAAGGCUGACAGUUCCAGCAGCGAUUCAUCAGAUUCGUCCGAUGAUGAAACAACAAAGAAAUCGGCUGCAUCCAAGGUAACCCCCAAAUCACCAGCAGUCAAGUCAAAAGCAGGACAGAAAAAGGAUGAAAGUUCCAGUAGUGAUUCAGACUCCUCUGAAGAAGAAACAAAGGGAAAGGCCACACCCAAGACAGCAGGUAAACCUUCAUCUAGUAAAUCUAAAACAGUAACCAAGCAGAAGAAAGACAGCUCUAGUAGUGAUUCGUCUGAUGAGGAUGAAAAACAACCCACUAAAAGUGUAAAAACAGGCGCCAAGAAAAGUGACAAAUCUGCGAGUGUUAAAAAAACAAAAGAAAGUUCCAGUAGUGAUUCUAGUUCCUCUGACUCCAGUGACACUGAGGGGAAAACUCCGGUGAGCAAAAACAAGAAAUCCAAAGCUCCCGCCACUUCCACACCAAUCGUGACAAAUGGUGCUGUGAAUGGGUUUGGGUCAGACAAUGAUUCUGGAGUGUUCACUUCCAACAAGGAUGAAAAUUCUGAUAAUUCAUUGAAAAAGAAGAAUAAGGGGUCAGCAAAGAAAACACCCAACACGCCGUUUCGGAGAGUGCAGGCAGAGAGAAUGAAGGUGGAUCCCAGGCUGGCAGACAAUUCAUUUGAAGCCAAGAAAGGAUCGUCUGGGUCUUGGGGAGAGAAGGCCAAUCGUGACCUCAAGUACACGCAGGGCAAAUCAUUCAGGCAUGAAAAAACCAAGAAAAAGCGGGGAAGUUAUGCAGGUGGAGCAAUAGACACAAAUGUCUACUCCAUUAGAUUUGACAGUGAAUAAAUGUGUUUCAGAUUCGAAUUGUUCACGAAUUAAUUGAAAAACUGUGUUUCCAACUAGUAAGUCGGAGCAAAUUAAAUGUGGUGAUGAUGAUUUCUGGAUUUUUAAAUUGUAAAUACUAGAGCAAAACUUCUGAACAAGAUUUUUAUUGAUAUACCUACAGAUUGUUGUUAUAACUGCUGGAAAAUAGAGAGAUUACAGCCAGUUCUUAAAAGUUAUAUCAAAGUAUAUGUUCACAGUUGUCCGUUGCUAAGGUAAAUGAUAACAAAAUGAUGUUAAUAUAUUGUACUAGAGAUAUGUACAUUAAAUUUUAACAUGCUGAGAUGAUGAUUUUCUGUUGGCCUUCUUGUCGAUGUCCCUUGUUUUCAACUUUUUUAGUCAGGUCCAUUCCUUUGUAAUUGUAUGAUUGAUGCAUUUAGGGAUUUCCUGUUGCUGAAUGUCUAUAUCUGACAGAAACUUUCUGUAUCAUCACAGUAUGUAUUGGUUAUUUUUUUUUUUUUUACCUAGAAACCCCAAGUCCUAUGUUGACCAAACUAGAAAUUUUUUGUCACAUUUGUUCACCUAAUACUUUUUAAUGCAGAUUGAAAGUUUUUUGGAACAUUAUGUCAGUCCAAUAUUGAAGAGAAUUGCAUUGAAGGUGUAUUUAAGAUGGAAUCCAGUAUGAUCUGCUUUUCUCCAUAUGAGUAACUGAAAUGACCAAUGUGUAUUUUGAUGUGAAGUUUUUGCCUUAAAUGACAUGCUGGUAUGUCAGGUGUUUUGUGAUUUACUGAUGUAUAAUGUUUAUGUCGAUUUGUUGAUCAUGGAUCUGUUCAUUGAACUCUGUCGAUGCUUUAUCAUGCGUAUAUAUAUUAUCAUGAACUCCUGUCACAAGCACGACUUAGUUGUAUACCACCUUCUGAAGAUGUCUGAUUUCCGACUUUUGUCCAGACACUAUACGUACAACUGAAUACAGUGUAAAUUCACUCCUGGUUUGUUUCCCAAUUUUUUGUCUAGGUUUGAUUUCCCCGUUUUAAAUUCACGAUUUUAUGCUCAUUCCAGGUAGAUGUUAUUCAUUGCAGUUGUAGUAAAAAUAGCAUAAAUUAAACUGCAGGGAAAAUAAGGCUGUAUACAGUAUUUCAGACCUUCACAAAAGAUGAGUAGAAGUAAACACACUUCUGUAACAUUUGUGUUCUUGUUUGGAGAGGUGACAGUACAGAGCACCUGUUGAUCUUUACUACCACUGAGAAUUUAAAUAUCAGUGGAUUUUACUGCAGAGAAUGUGGAGAACUUUCAUUAUGUUGUCUCUUUGAUGUUUCAACUGAGAAGAAAUAAAGCUACUGAAAACAA